GGGGUAGGCAACCUGCGGCUCUCUAGCUGUUGUGGAACUACAUUCCCAUGAGGCAUUGCAAAGAUUACAAAACUGACAGUUACAGCUAUGAGGCAUGAUGGAACUUGUAGUCCUGCGGCUUUCAGGUUGCCUAUCCCUGGCCUAGGUUCACACCUAUGCGGCCGUGCGGGCUGCGUUUUGCUCGGGCACGAGAGCCCAUUCAUUUGAAUGGACUCCCGUGCCCCGUAGGAAAAGAAGUCCCUGCACUACUCUGGAAAACGCAGCCUCGGUUCCCAGUACGGUUGCGUUUCCCA
Messenger RNA from Staurois parvus, 293 nucleotides. The record is from the annotation of a GenBank genome assembly. NCBI's taxonomy places the organism in Eukaryota, Metazoa, Chordata, Amphibia, Anura, Ranidae.